Messenger RNA from Fragaria vesca subsp. vesca, 1283 nucleotides. RefSeq names its product aquaporin PIP2-2-like. Gene Ontology annotation, cellular component: plasma membrane. The record is from RefSeq and is a predicted model, not a curated record. The transcript has 4 exons. Lineage: Eukaryota; Viridiplantae; Streptophyta; Magnoliopsida; Rosales; Rosaceae. Gene Ontology annotation, biological process: transmembrane transport. The coding region runs from base 78 to 923 and encodes 281 amino acids. Gene Ontology annotation, molecular function: water channel activity.
AUCCACACUCACAAACACAGCCACUUCUUCUUCUUCCUUAGUUUAUUUCCCAACUGCAUCCACUCACAGCUAAGGCCAUGGCGAAAGACGUUGAGGGAGCUGAGCACGGUGAGUUUGCGGCAAAGGACUACCAUGACCCUCCUCCUACUCCUCUUUUCGACGCCGAUGAGCUGACCAAAUGGUCAUUUUACAGAGCUGUCAUCGCAGAGUUCAUCGCCACGCUUCUGUUCCUUUACAUCACGGUUUUGACUGUGAUUGGGUACAAGAGCCAAAGCGCAACUGACCAGUGCGGCGGCGUUGGAAUUCUCGGCAUUGCUUGGGCCUUCGGUGGCAUGAUCUUCGUUCUUGUUUACUGCACCGCCGGUAUCUCCGGAGGACACAUCAACCCAGCUGUGACUUUCGGACUCUUCUUGGCACGCAAGGUGUCGCUCCUCAGGGCUGUGCUCUACAUAGUAGCACAAAGUCUGGGUGCUAUCUGUGGUGUAGGGUUGGUGAAGGCCUUCCAAAAGACCUUGUAUGACGAGUAUGGUGGUGGAGCUAAUACCUUGGCCCCUGGGUACAGCAAGGGCACCGGAUUGGCGGCUGAGAUCAUCGGCACCUUCGUUCUUGUCUACACUGUUUUCUCUGCCACUGACCCUAAGAGAAACGCCAGAGACUCCCAUGUUCCUGUAUUGGCACCACUUCCCAUUGGAUUUGCUGUUUUCAUGGUUCACUUGGCCACCAUUCCCAUUACUGGCACUGGUAUCAACCCUGCUAGAAGUUUCGGAGCUGCUGUCAUCUACAACCAAGACAAAGCCUGGGAUGACCACUGGAUGUUCUGGCUUGGACCUUUCAUUGGAGCUGCCAUUGCUGCCUUUUACCACCAAUUUGUUCUGAGGGCAGGAGCAAUCAAGGCCCUAGGGUCUUUCAGGAGCAAUGCUUAAUUUCACUUAAGCAGGAUUUUCCACCCAAGCUUGAUAUUAAAAGAUGGAGAUGGUCUUAAUUUCUAAGAGAAUAAUAGCAACAAUUGAGAAUUGCAAGUCUGUCUCUCUCUCAUGGCUCAAAAAUUGAAGAACAAAAAUUGGGGGCCAAUUGUAGAUAAACAUGGCUUUGUUGGGCACGGGUGAUCCCAAUCUUUUCUUUCUUUGCUAGUAUGUAUGUGCUGUUGUUAUUUCUUCUGCAUGUGUAUCCUUAUCUUUAAUUUUAUUCCUAAUUUUAUUUCACUUGUAAGUGGGUGUUUUCAUGAGCUUGUUGAUGCCAGCAGAAAGUUAAUGAAAUAUUGGUUGUGUUGUCUGGUUUCGAUC